CAAAAUACAAUCGGGCAACAUUAGAAAUGAAAAACCAAUUUAGGAAACUGGAGAAGCCAAGAAGCUUCUUGACCAACAAUUCCUCAGCUUCCAACCUUUUCAAUCUUCAAGUUCUCGACUAAGCUGAACUUUGGUCUGUAAAAUUAUGUUGAAUCAGUUGUCCACUACUGGAAUCAACGUCACUUGAUGAAGAUCUCAUUCAUCCAUCCUCAACACAAAUCAGAUAAGUGACCCUCCUUUAAAUGUCAUAUAAACACUUUCAUUUUCCUCUUUAUCCUUCUCGAUGGAUUGAACCUCUAAUGAGAUAAAUACCACCACCAGGUUCGAAGUUAUAAAGAAUAUGAAAUGCUUAUAGAAAUUCAAUUGCUAGUUGCAUGCUUGUCUUGACUUGAUAUCUAUUGAACAUCUGAAAUCUCACAGGUGCAGAUAUUCAAAUCAUCUUGAAUUCACUUCAGACAUAUGUAGCAAUUUGAUGCUUAUAUUCUUAUCUAUCCGAAACUGAAAUCUGAAAGCAUUUCAUACAUGUUGGAUUUAGUAUUUUCAAUUUCUCAAUGAAUUGUGAGCUCUCUUUUCCCUCCACCUCAAUUUGUUGCGAUUAGGAUAACAAAUGUGUUGAUUUUUUGUUACACCACACAGUGAAGAAAUUUUUUUUUUUUUUAACAAUGUUGUCCCUUAUGCAUGAAGUAAAGGGAAGACAAAAAUAUUAGUUUGUCGUUGUUCGGACACCAUGGUUAUCAAUGAAGAUAAGGUUUUUCAAUUAGUUGAUAAACAUCCUUGUGGAAUUAAGAAUCUGUUGCAUUGUUUGGGUUUUGCUUUGGCAUUAGUAAAAGAUGCAUUUCAUUGGAUCUGUAUCUCUGGAAACUAUUUCGAGGAUUCAAAAGCUUUCUCUUUGGUUUCAUUUAGUAUUUCAAAAGAAGUGUAUGCAGACAUACCAUUGCCUAAGAAAUUAUUACGCUUGAAGGGCAACAUCGGCAUUGGCGUUUCUGAAUUGGACGGAAUGCUUUGUGCUCAUUCUACUUGUAAACAUUAGAGGAAGCGCACAUUUAAGUUAUGGGUAUUGAAAAACUAUGAUGUCGGUGAAUCUUGAAUUGCAUUAUUUGUUAUAGAUGCUCCGGACAUUUUGAUUGUCGUACCAAAAUAUAGGUUUAUGGAUGGUGAAGUUCUAUUCUCGUCUACCAAUUUGCUGGGUAAACCAACACAUUCAUUUUGGACAUCCAGAGGGUCAUUUGGAAUGUGUUAUGCCAUUCGAGGUGGAUUUUCUUUUACAAAAAGAGGUUCAUUUGGAAAGUGUUAUGUCAUUCGGGGUGGAUGUGCUUUUACAAAAAGCUUGCUCUCUCCAAAAUCACUUAUUUAGUAUUUGCUCAUGCACUAUCGAGGAAAGAUUUUAUUUUACUCUUAUUAGUCUUAUCUAUGGCUCAUCAGCAUUUAAGUUUCAAAAUUAUUAUGGAAACUGUCGGCUUAAUUAUUUCAGUUUCUCUAAGAAUCAAUCAGAGCGAGGGAGUAGUAACUAAGGAAACAGUGUAAUGGGAAUAUGAUAUGACCAUAUCUCCUUUUACUCAAGGAUAGAACGUGCGCCUAAUCUCUCUUCUUAGAUCGGUCUGGUACGAUGGUUCCCCUUUCCAGUUAAAGCAAUGUGUUUAUUACAAGAUUUUUGCUAGAAGUUUUAGCAUAGAGAACUUGUUAAAUUGAGUCAUUUACCGGUGACAUGAGUUUGUUGAGGUGCAGCUAGGGGACUUUUUCAGUGAAUAUCUCAAGAAUUCUCUUCUUCCUGUUAGAGUACUUUGGAAGAGUCGAGGAUUGCACAAGCUUGCGCAAAUACCACCAUCAUAAAAGAACACCCCCUCCUUGUUUUGAUAACAGUGCCAUCUCGCAAUUUUUGUUGCUUCUCCAUUAACUAGAUUUGAAAGAAUAUACUGAUACUUGAUUUAAUUACUCAAUUGUUUCAUAUAUAUUUCAUUUGCCCAUACAAUGUUUUGGAAGUAUGGAUAUCAUAUAGCCAACUUAUUUGGGAUUGAGGCUUAGAAGUGUUGUUAUAGUUUAUAAGAUGUAAUUGAGUAGGCAGAUAAAAUGUUGCACAUCUGACAUGCUCCUUUUGUGAGAUUACUAAAAAUAAAGCUAUUGAAGUUACUGUCCCUACAUCUGUGAAGUGUCAAGAAGAACUCAAAAAGGGAGAAUUUUUCUCUCUUCAAACCAAUCCAUAUAUGAUGAGGAUGGGACUGUUUCAGCGGGCUAACUGGGCUCCAAGCUCUUCGAAAUUUCUCUUACAAGAAUAGGGUUGGACAUAACAUGAAUGGGAAGUGGUUAUGAUAUCUAUGUUGUAUAGAGUCAAUUUUUUAAUGGUGUAAUGACUUUUUAAAGCAUAGAAAGCAACUACAAUUAUGUGAUUCCAGAGUAAAACGUCAUAUGGAGUUAAUGACUUUGAAGGCGAUUAUUGAGUCAAGAAACUAACUUAUCCACUUAUAUUAUACCAAGCAAGACCCAUUUGCAGUUUGCUCGCUAGUGUAUCACUCACUGGAUGAUCCAUUCGUUUUAUACCAGAAAAGAUCAUGAGAGUUCCUUAUGGGGCAAACAAAGAAUAUUUUAUAUACUCAUUAUUUAUUGUCUUCUGCAAUCGGAUUACCACAUUUGCGGUCUCUGCUGGAGUUUUACUGGCAAGUAAGAAGGCAUUGGAUCCAGUAGCUCUACUCCAUAAGUAUUGUAUAGUUUCAGUGUCUAACAUCCUUACAACAACUUAUCAGUACGAGGUUCUCAAAUAUAUCAGCUUUCCUGUUCAAACCCUGGCAAAAUAUGCCAAAAUGAUACAUGCAAUGAUCUGGGGCACUAUCAUGAUGCAAAAUAAGUACAAAGGAGGAGAAAUUGACUUUCAAAGUGAUCCAUGGCCAUCCAUAUUAAAUAGUGCCAAGGACCUUAUUCGAAAAAUGCUAACACAAGAGCCAAAGAAGAGGAUUACUUCAACGGAAGUUCUUGGUUCAUGCUAGAAGAAUCAGGUUAUCAGAGGAGAGGAGAAUCAAAUGCUCCAGAGGCAACUCCAAUAAAAGCAUGUGUUCACUUUCUUGUACACACAACUAAAGAAAUUUGAUGUUUCAUCUUCAAACCUCAUAGCCCGACAAUGUGUACAUGGAGGAACAUUUUUCAACUUGUGAACAGACGAAAUUGAUGGUAUGUAGUCAAUUUCACCUAAAUUUAUAGAGACAUUUCAAAAAAAUUAAUUAAUAAUAAAUGUAGCACAAAUCAAAUGGAUAUAUUUGUAAUUAAUAAAUUAUUAUUGUAUUAUCUUCAAUAUCAUAUCGUUUGAAAAGAGCUUUCAAGAACCAAUUUAUUCUGCAUUUUUUAUAGGUCUUUGUUCUUCAAUAUCAAGAUCUUUUGUGGAUUGAACCCUUUUGUUGGUUGCAAAGAGAAACAAAUAUUACAUGUGUUAAUGCUACACUUAAAAGUGUGGGAAAAGUCGAAGAUACACUUAAGAGAUCAACAAUUUCACAAAACUUUUGCAGACUUAUCGAUAAUUCCCGAGAAAAAUAUUGGGCUCACAGUUAUAUAUUUUGGUCUAACAAUUGAGUAGCAUGGGAUAGAAAUUGAAAUGUCGCAAUAUUUCUUCAAUUUGAAAAAUAUAGGUGGAAAAACAGACCCUAACUUCGAUACACAUUGUUUCAACAGCAUGCGACACUAAGUAGCUUUACCACAAGUUUUAUAUAUUAUAUAUAUAUAUAACUAAACACUUGUUUUACAUUUGUUCUAAUAAGUUUUGCACUUCAGUACGCUUAUGUAUUAAUUCUGUGGGAGUUCCGUUUUAGCCAGUUUUCGAUGUUGAUCUAGCUUUUCUGAUUUACUUUGUAGUCUCUUUGGAGUAGCUAGUUAGUGCAACUUACUGUGAUGGAAAUGGCACCUCUGCAGCAUCUGCUAACAUAGCAUCGUUAUAUGUAUAUUCUGGUAAUAAAAAUUCUAAUGUCAUUGCAAAUGAUGGUGUAGAGGGAUAUACUGGGUCAAUGAUUAUGAGGCCUGCAUUUUAGAACUCAUCCUUAAAUGGUUAUGGUUAUUAUGGACUGGAUACCUUGGCUGGAGGAGGUGCUUCAAGUUAGCAGGACCCUAGACUUGGUUUUGAUGGUUUGUGAACGUUUCCUCACUCCAUGGAUUCCUGGAAUGGUUAUUUGAGAUGUGGUAGACUUAAUCUUUAGUUUGUCUUCUAUUCUAAUGCUUUUCUCAUGCUUUGCUGUAUGGACAUUCCAUCUUUUUCUUUGCAAGAUCAAAAAUAUUUAUAGAGUUCUGAUAUUAUGCAGGGUCUAUAUGACAACAAAUAGUAGAGAUCUUGAUAUCCAUUGUAUUUUCUAAGUUGGAUAAAUAAAUUUUG
Molecule: messenger RNA, 4345 nt
Organism: Capsicum annuum
Lineage: Eukaryota; Viridiplantae; Streptophyta; Magnoliopsida; Solanales; Solanaceae
Product: UDP-galactose/UDP-glucose transporter 5B-like
Exons: 7
Coding region: 2547-2978 (143 amino acids)
Biological process (GO): transmembrane transport
Cellular component (GO): Golgi membrane; endoplasmic reticulum membrane
Molecular function (GO): 3'-phosphoadenosine 5'-phosphosulfate transmembrane transporter activity
Source: RefSeq, a predicted model, not a curated record